Oppiella nova is the source of this 1054-nucleotide messenger RNA. Lineage: Eukaryota; Metazoa; Arthropoda; Arachnida; Sarcoptiformes; Oppiidae. The record is from the annotation of a GenBank genome assembly.
GUUGUAAACAAACGGCAAUUGUUGUGAAGUAUUGGCGCUAAACGUAUGCAUCGAUUGUCUACUCAUUUGUCAUUUGAUUCACAGAUAAUCAGUGAACUGCUGGUCAAUAGCACCGACAAUGCCGCGAGAAAUGAUAACAUUGCAACUGGGUCAGUGUGGCAACCAGAUCGGCUUCGAGUUCUGGAAGAAGUUAUGCGCAGAACAUGCCAUCAAUUGUGAGGGUCUUCUGGAACCGUUCGCGAAAGAGGGAGUCGGAGACCGGAGAGACGUGUUCUUCUAUCAGGCGGACGACAACCAUUACAUCCCGCGGGCGGUGCUCUUGGAUUUGGAGCCGCGAGUGAUAAACACUAUAAAGAACGGCCCCUUCUCUAAGCUAUACAAUCACGAGAACAUCUAUCUGUCGAAAGGGGGCGGAGGCGCCGGAAACAACUGGGCGAAGGGCUACGGAUGUGGAGAGAAGCUCAGCGAAGAGGUGUUUGACAUCAUUGAACGCGAGGCCGAGGGCUCCGACUCUUUGGAGGGCUUUGUUUUGUGUCAUUCGAUUGCCGGCGGAACCGGUUCUGGGAUGGGAUCCUAUAUUCUCGAGCGCCUUAACGAUCACUUCCCCAAGAAGUUGAUCCAAACGUAUAGCGUGUUCCCCAACCAGGAGGAGGUGAGCGACGUUGUGGUCCAGCCCUACAACUCGCUGCUGACACUCAAACGUCUGGCACUGAAUGCCGAUUGUGUGGUUGUGUUGGACAAUACGGCUCUCAAUCGCAUUGCUGAGGAGGUGAGCGACGUUGUGGUCCAGCCCUACAACUCGCUGCUGACACUCAAACGUCUGGCACUGAAUGCCGAUUGUGUGGUUGUGUUGGACAAUACGGCUCUCAAUCGCAUUGCUGUCGAGCGCCUACACAUCGAGAACCCGACGUUCACUCAAAUCAAUUCAUUGGUGUCGACCAUAAUGUCGACCUCAACGGCAACCUUAAGAUACCCGUCGUAUAUGAACAACGAUCUGAUAGGACUGAUCGCACCAUUAAUACCGAUGCCUCGGCUCCACUUCCUAAUGACGGGA